UGUGUGAGCCAGCCAUCCAGACGCGAGCUCGUGAGGAUUUGUCAGCUGGCAUAGUGUCGUCAACAGCCACCGCGUUUGUGUCCGACUCCGGUCGGGAUGUAUGGAGACUGUACUCGCUUGUUUGUCGAAGCCAGCCUUUCGCCCUGGAAUUAAAAAACGCAAGUCGCGAACCGAGGAAGUAGUUCACUUCGACUCGACACAGCAGGAUGUAAACAAAGGCGCCGCAAUGACGAGAGGAACAAAGAGACUAGUUGUCAACUAACCAACAGCUAAACCGGCUAACAUUAGCCGACUUAAUUGGGACUCCUUUACCAGGACCUUUCCAGGAGGACGUACUCACAUCCUUGUCUAACUCAAGAUAGUACUGGUUGGCAAUGGCGGCUGUGGUUAAUUACACGCCCCCCUGGUGGGUUAACCUCCUGCACCGGCUACCACAUUUUAAUUUCAAAUUCGAGCGAACAAGCAGCGACUUCCAGCCAGACGAUUGGACGUACCAACAGUCCAUCCUGUUACUGGGAGGUGUGGCACUGGUCUGUCUGGCUCUUGACCUGCUCUUCCUGCUCUUCUACUCCAUUUGGCUUUGCUGCCGGCGCAACAAAAACCCGGACCAACCCUCAGCCGACUGCUGCUGCACCGCCUGGUGUGUCAUCAUCGCGACACUCGUGUGCAGCGCUGGCAUUGCUGUAGGUUUCUAUGGGAACGGCGAGACUUGCGACGGGGUGAAUCGACUGACUUAUUCCCUGCGCCACGCAAAUCGCACGAUCACUGGUGUGCAAAAACUGGUUACCGACACCACGUCCUCACUGAAUCAGACAGUAGAUGACAACUUGCAGCAACUUGAGGGCCAGUACGCCAAGCAGGCAGACUACCUGUCCAUCAUCCAGAAGCUGCAGGGACAGCUGGAUGAGCUGGUCAGACAGAUGGUGGAGAUUCCCUUCUGGGACAAAAGCAACAUCUCCCUGGAGGAGCUGGCUGUCAUUUUCGAGCUAUAUGACUGGUACAGGUGGCUGGGCUAUCUUGGUCUGCUGCUUUUCGAUGUCCUCAUUUGUCUGCUGGUGCUGUUCGGUCUCAUUCGCAAUUCCAAGGGGACACUCAUCGGGGUUUGCUUGUUUGGUUUUGUGGCUCUGGUACUCAGUUGGGCCUCGUUGGGGCUGGAGUUGGCUGUCUCUGUGACCUCCAGCGAUUUCUGCGUGGCUCCUGACACGUACAUCACCCAAGUGACCCACCAGUAUCAAGUCGCCAAUCAAGAAAUCCUCAGUUACUACAUUGGUUGCAGUUUGGAGCAAACCAACCCCUUCCAGCAGAAGCUUUCCGGGAGCUACAAAGCACUGGUUGAGAUGCAGGACGACGUGCUGGAGCUUCUUCGCUCCGCCACCGGGGAAUUCAAACAAACUCAGGGAAGUCUGGAGGAGAUCCAGGAGAUACUAAACACCACAGAGAUCAGCCUUCAUCAGCUCACCGCCUUAGUGGACUGCCGUAGCCUGCACAUGGACUACGUGCAGGGCAUGACAGGGCUGUGCUACGACGGACUAGAAGGCCUCAUCUACCUGGUGUUCUUCUCCUUCGUGACGGCCCUCAUGUUCAGCUCCAUCGUUUGCAGCGUCCCUCACACUUGGCACAAACGGGUGGACGAGGACAGCGACGACGGUUCACUGAGUCGCGGCGGGAGGCAGAACCAUGACAACCUGUACAGAGUCCACAUGCCCAGCCUGUACAGCUGUGGCAGCAGCUACGGCAGCGAGACGUCCAUCCCCGCAGCCGCGCACACCGUCAGCAAUGCGCCAGUGACCGAGUACAUGGCUCAGAAUGCCAACUUCCCUAACUCCCGCUGCGAAAACACGCCCCUGAUUGGACGAGAAUCUCCUCCACCCUCGUUGUAUUUGACUCCCGCCCACACUAACAGUGGCCACAGCUGGCAGCUAAAGCCUUCGGACAGCUCCAGAUCGUUUUGGUAACCUCGUCUGCUAUGCUAACAGUACACCUCCAGCAUGCGGGCAAAGUACCUCGCUCACAGCCGACCAGAACCCGAGACCCCCCCAUCAAACUAGCCGGAACGGAAAUGGCCGCCACAGCUUUAAAGUGACUCCGCUUUUUUUUUUUUUUUUUGUCCUUAAGUAAGUUGUUUGCUCUUGUCUCACGGAAGAAAUCACAUUCACUUAGAGUUCACCUUUCAAUAUUCUUUGUUAAAUAUGGAUGCGUCUUACUGGGAUUUUAUUUUCUUCUUCUUGCCUAAAGUGAAGACCUUUUACAGAGCACUGCCUCAGUUCAAAUGGCAUUUAGUGACCUUUGUCUUAACUCUGGUGUUUGGGACCAGUCGCCCUACAAAAAUGUGUGUCUUAGAGGACUACAGCAAAGCAUUCAGAAAGUCCUCCAGCACCCGAGAGCUACAAAGCUGUGAAUUUGGAUGAUUCAAAGACCUGGCAACGAAGCCGUCAGAGGAAGGAAUCAAAACUUGAUUUGUUUACAUACUACUGGAAUACUUUUGAUGACCUGCCUACUUCAAAAUACAUCUGUGACGUUUGCAACUCUGCCCAGCAACAGCGCCUAUCCCAAUCCAGCUGUUUACAGUUGAGGUAAAAUGUGGGGUUUUUUUUUGUUUUUUGUUUUUGUAGUUCCAAAAAAUGUUUGCAUCGCAAUGUGACGUCUCACAAAUGUGUUUUAGCAUUUUAAUAAAUAGUUGAAGGUGAUAAGUUUACACCUAUUGAAGAACUUCCAGGUGGUGCCAAUCCAACUUUUUACAUGUCUUAAAGGAGCCUGAUUUUGUUUUGUUUUUUUUUUAACAAUGCUUGAUGCUCUCUGUACACUGAUCAGUUUUAGGUUGGCUCUCGUGUCUGCUUGCUUUGUGCAAAGUUGUUGGAAGCGGAACAUUUAUUGUAUUAGAAAAAAAAAUACCUUGAAGAUUCAUUUUUACAUUUAAGGUUUGAUUUCCUUUUGAUUAGAGUGAAGCAGUUGCUUCAAUCAUGUGAAUAUGGUAGCUAUUUAAAUUUUUUUGUUUUUUUUUUUUAAAUCAGGUUUAUCCUUUCAGCUUGUUUUAUACAAAAUCUUAAACUUGGGAGAAAACAAUGUUCCGGUUGUAUUGAGUUUGACGUGUUUAAAAAUAAUAAAUCCACUUUCACUGUU
Molecule: messenger RNA, 3120 nt
Organism: Corythoichthys intestinalis (scribbled pipefish)
Lineage: Eukaryota; Metazoa; Chordata; Actinopteri; Syngnathiformes; Syngnathidae
Gene: ttyh3a
Product: tweety family member 3a
Exons: 16
Coding region: 375-1955 (526 amino acids)
Cellular component (GO): plasma membrane
Molecular function (GO): volume-sensitive chloride channel activity; intracellularly calcium-gated chloride channel activity
Source: RefSeq, a predicted model, not a curated record